GUGUCUCCCCCCUCCUCCCUCUCUGUAGGAGUGUAUGUGAGCUGUGUAUGUUGUGUCCUCUUGAUGGCGCUCUUCAGCUGCAUGCAGGUUUACACUAACCGCCUCCGACGGGUCAUCGCCGCCUUCUACUUCCCUGAGAGGGAGACGAAGAGAGUCUUGUUUCUCUACAGUCUGCUGAUACAGAGACGGAUUUUGUCCACUGACAGGAAACGCAUCAUCCCCCGGGGACGCAGGAGCAGCACGGUGUUUGAGUGUCCGAGCAGCUGCGGGCGUCGUCUUUGUUGUUGUCGCCAACGGGAAGCGUCAGACUCUGAGGAGACGCACUACGACCCCGGUUAGACCCGACUGUCGCUUUCUAAUAAAGGUUCUGCUGCUUCUCUCUGUAACUAUGUCAUUAAACUGAAGCUCACAGCGCCACCAGAGUGUGAGUGUGUGUGUGUGUGUGUGUGUGUGAGUGAGUGAG
This is a messenger RNA of Morone saxatilis (striped sea-bass), 463 nucleotides long. RefSeq names its product DC-STAMP domain-containing protein 2-like. The transcript is spliced from 3 exons. The record is from RefSeq and is a predicted model, not a curated record. Gene Ontology annotation, cellular component: membrane. NCBI's taxonomy places the organism in Eukaryota, Metazoa, Chordata, Actinopteri, Moronidae. Bases 64 to 339 code for a protein of 91 amino acids.